Molecule: messenger RNA, 1590 nt
Organism: Populus trichocarpa (black cottonwood)
Lineage: Eukaryota; Viridiplantae; Streptophyta; Magnoliopsida; Malpighiales; Salicaceae
Product: BES1/BZR1 homolog protein 4
Exons: 3
Coding region: 178-1179 (333 amino acids)
Biological process (GO): brassinosteroid mediated signaling pathway; DNA-templated transcription
Molecular function (GO): DNA-binding transcription factor activity
Source: RefSeq, a predicted model, not a curated record
UUCUCAACCCAGCUCCCUCAUUCAACAACUCGCUCUUAUAAUUAACCAAAAAAAGAAAAAACCGCCAAACCCGUUUGUUUCUCGAGAAAAUUCAAAAGACUCUAUUCAAUCAAUUAAAUUAUUUCUCCUUAUAUUUUCCAGUUCCGUUGAUAGAAAGGGAGAAAGGUCAAUACAAGAAUGACGUCGGGGACGAGAAUGCCGACGUGGAAGGAGCGAGAGAACAACAAAAGAAGAGAAAGGAGAAGGAGAGCGAUUGCAGCGAAGAUCUAUGCAGGACUUAGAAUGUACGGGAGUUAUAAGCUACCAAAACACUGUGACAAUAAUGAAGUGCUUAAAGCUCUCUGCAACGAAGCUGGUUGGACUGUUGAAGAAGACGGCACUACUUAUCGAAAGGGAUGCAAACCUGUGGAACGCAUGGAUAUUAUAGGUGGGUCUGCAUCAGCUAGUCCAUGUUCAUCUUACCAUCAGAGUCCAUGUGCAUCCUAUAAUCCAAGUCCUGCCUCAUCUUCGUUUCCUAGUCCUGUUUCAUCCCGUUAUGCUGCCAAUGGUAAUGGUAAUGUUGAUGCUGAUGCCAAUUCCCUCAUCCCAUGGCUUAGAAACCUCUCUUCCGGCUCAUCCUCAGCCUCACCCAAGCAUCCAAACCAUCUAUUCAUUCACACUGGUUCCAUAAGUGCUCCCGUCACCCCUCCAUUGAGCUCCCCUACUGCACGAACUCCCCGUACAAGAAAUGACUGGGACGACCCAGCUGCUGGGCAAUCUUGGAUGGGGCAGAACUACUCAUUUCUGCCCUCAUCUAUGCCCUCGUCUACACCACCUAGCCCUGGCCGUCAGGUUCUACCAGAUUCCGGCUGGCUAGCUGGUAUUCAAAUCCCCCAAAGCGGACCCUCAUCACCAACAUUUAGUCUUGUAUCCCGGAAUCCAUUUGGCUUUAAAGAGGAGGCUUUAUCAGGUGCAGGGUCGCGAAUGUGGACUCCUGGACAAAGCGGGACAUGCUCUCCUGCAGUUCCGGCAGGCAUUGAUCAGACAGCUGAUGUGCCAAUGGCAGACAGUAUGGCAGCUGAGUUUGCAUUUGGAAGUAACACAGCAGGGUUGGUGAAACCAUGGGAAGGAGAGAGGAUCCAUGAGGAAUGUGUUUCUGAUGAUCUUGAGCUUACACUUGGAAACUCUAGUACCAGAUAGGGAGAUCAAUGGAGGAGGGUGUUGAAUGAGUUCUCGUUUCCCUUCAGCCUGUCGUGUCAGUAACUUUGUAUCGUGCAUCUUUCGGUCGACAAGGCAGCCGAGUUAGAAGUACAGUGAGUAGGAGCGCCUCUUCAUCCUUCGUUUUCUUUAUUUCAUUUCAAAAAAAGAAAGAAAAGAAAAGAGAGAACUGAGAAUUAAGUUAUAAAUAGUUCAUGGUGGUCACUUUGCCCCUUCAGUUCAAUUCAUUCUUCUUUUGGGAUUCUUUUGUUUCCUUUUCUCCCCUUCGGGAAAGAAAGAAAGAAGAGAAGUUUCCAUCAUAGCGUUGAUACUUGUUUGGUGUGAGUUCUCUGUUUUGUGAUUGAAAGUUAAGUUAAUUUCAAUAUUAACCGAUUAGUUCUGGAGUUUUGACCA